AUGACGCCUGUGUGUUCGCUGCCGCUGGACUCCUCUCUGCCGUCGCUUGCGGUCCUCGGCGUCUUUUCUGUCGAAAGCCACGGGGACCACGAAUCUAAGCGAAAUAUUAUUCGCGAAACUUGGCUGCCGAGCGUGGCGUCGAGCGGGCAGAUCUCCGCCUUCUUUGUGCUUCGGGGGCAAGGCGCCAAUAGCACGGUCCGCGAGGCGCAGCAGCACCGCGACAUCAUCUUCGUGGACGCGCCUGCGAAGGCGGAUCGCAAGACAGGCCCGCUAUACUCGCUGCUAAAUUGGAUGCGGUGCGCCGUGCAGACGUGGCCGGAGGUGUCGCUGGUCGGCAAGGCGGACGACGACGUAUGGAUCAAUCUCCCCGGGACAGCUGAGCAUCUGCGCGGCUCGCUCGCCCGACUGCAGGACUCGUCACACCUGGCGCCGCCUCGGAUGCUCUGGGGCAUCAUGGAGACGUUUGGCUGGAACACCUCGUCGGGCCGUCCAAAGGGCUUUUCGUACAAGUUCGGGUCGAGCCGGCGACGGCGGUGCCUACGGUACGGCGACGGCGGCGACUACCUCUUCCCUACGCACUUUGCGAAGGGUCCGAUGUACUUUGUGUCGCGCGAGCUGGUCGAGCAGAUUGCAAACAGCAGCGUGGUGCAGGCGGGGAUGGACGCUGCGAUCGGGUCCGCCGCACGCGGACUGCCCUGGGAGGACGUCUUCACCGGCUACUCCCUCUCGGAAGUCGCGCAGGGCCAGAACCUGGCCUUCGUUCACAUGGGCGAGGUGGCCUUCUCCGAGUCGGGCCGCAGCCACUACUCGCACGGCGUGCGGAGCACCAGCCUCGUCUAUCACGACAAAUCGCUCGCGCGCUUGAGGGGGCACCAUGCUUGGAGCACGGCGCACGAGUGCAGGACCGAGGCGAGUCAGAUUCGAAUCGCCUGCGACGACGGCCCGCACGAGCACGGAGGCACAGUUAGGCCGCCGUGA
Molecule: messenger RNA, 978 nt
Organism: Emiliania huxleyi CCMP1516
Lineage: Eukaryota; Haptophyta; Isochrysidales; Noelaerhabdaceae
Exons: 4
Coding region: 1-978 (325 amino acids)
Cellular component (GO): membrane
Molecular function (GO): hexosyltransferase activity
Source: RefSeq, a predicted model, not a curated record